CGAAGGAAAAAAAUUCGGUACGAUCUCUCGCAAGAUUCAGAAGACAAACUUACUUCCUCUUUCUCUUUCACAAAAUCUCUUUCUCUCUCUUCCUUCAUCUCUCUCUCUCUCUCUCUGGCUUUGCGGUGACCCCUUUUCUCUCUCUUUUCUCAAGGGGUCGUCGCACCCUCUAUCCAAUUUCUCCCAAACAUAAAAACCAAUUUCCCAGAAUUUCAAUCCGAUCAAACCCUUUUAAGCCCCUUCAAUUCUGAGUUAAAAAAAAAAAAAAAAACCAUGUCGGAGAUGGCGAACACAGAUCCCGAAGGGAUCGACGGAGUCAGAAUGACAUGGAAUGUGUGGCCGCGAACGAAGGUCGAAGCCAGCAAGUGCGUGAUCCCACUCGCCGCCUGUAUCUCACCGAUCCGUCCCCACCCUGAUAUACCCACGCUCCCAUACGCGCCGUUGAGGUGCAAGACGUGCUCCGCCGUCCUCAACCCUUUCUCGCGGGUCGACUUCACGGCCAAGAUCUGGAUCUGCCCGUUUUGCUAUCAGAGAAACCAUUUCCCUCCACAUUACCACAUGAUCUCCGAGACCAACCUCCCAGGCGAGCUUUAUCCGCAAUACACGACGGUUCAGUACUCUCUCCCGCAGAGUUCGAACCACCCGAAUUCCUUCGAUUCCUCGCAGCAACCUCACCACCACCCGUCUCCGGUGUUCGUCUUCGUGCUCGAUACCUGCAUGAUUGAGGAGGAGAUGGGGUAUGUCAAGUCGGCUCUCCAACGGGCUAUCGGGUUGUUGCCCGAGAAUGCGCUUGUUGGGUUCGUUUCGUUUGGGACACAAGUUCAAGUUCACGAAUUGGGUUUCUCUGAUAUGUCCAAAGUCUAUGUGUUCCGGGGUGGUAAAGAGAUUUCGAAGGAACAGGUUUUGGAGCAAUUGGGUCUCACCGUUUCCGGCCGGAGACCUGUUCCGGGAGCCUUUCAACAAAAGGGUAUCCAAAAUGCAUUUCCAUCUUCUGGGGUUACCCGGUUUUUGUUGCCUGCUUCGGAGUGUGAAUACACCCUCAAUUCGCUUUUGGAUGAGUUGCAAACUGAUCAAUGGCCGGUUCCACCUGCUAAUCGGGCAUCUCGGUGUACUGGAGUUGCAUUGAGUGUAGCAGCGGGAUUGCUUGGAGCUUGUUUGCCUGGUACUGGUGGUCGGAUUAUCGCUUUGGUUGGUGGUCCAUGCACGGAAGGGCCCGGCACGAUUGUAUCAAAAGAUAUGUCGGAGCCUGUUCGUUCCCAUAAGGAUCUCGAUAAAGAUGCAGCACCUUACUUUAAAAAAGCAGUUAAAUUUUAUGAUAGUCUUGCAAAGCAGCUGGUUAGCCAGGGUCAUGUUUUAGACCUCUUUGCUUCUGCACUUGAUCAGGUAGGGGUUGCCGAAAUGAAAGUUGCAAUUGAAAAAACUGGAGGUCUUGUUGUGCUAGCUGAAAGUUUUGGUCAUUCUGUAUUCAAAGAUUCCUUCAAACGUGUUUUUGAAGACGGGGAACAGUCUCUUGGCCUUUGUUUCAAUGGCACACUUGAGAUUAACUGCUCGAAGGACAUCAAAAUUCAAGGAAUAAUUGGGCCUUGCACGUCUUUGGAGAAGAAAGGACCUGCUGUUGCUGAUACUGUCGUCGGUGAGGGGAAUACAACCGAAUGGAAAAUGUGUGGCCUUGACAAUAGUACUUGCUUGACAGUUUUCUUUGAUCUUUCAUCAAGUGAUCGGUCAAACACACCAGGGACUGUAAAUCCGCAAUUGUAUUUGCAGUUUCUCACAAGUUUUCAAAAUCCUGAAGGUCAAAUGAUGCUUCGGGUUACAACUGUUACUAGGAGAUGGAUAGAUAGUGCUGUUAGCUCUGAGGAAUUGGUACAAGGAUUUGACCAAGAGACUGCAGCUGUAGUAAUGGCUAGAAAAACAUCAUUGAAAAUGGAGACAGAGGAAUCAUUUGAUGCCACACGAUGGUUGGAUAGAUCCCUUAUUCGUCUCUGUUCCAAAUUUGGUGAUUAUCGGAAGGAUGAUCCUGCCUCCUUUACCCUAAACCCGUGUUUUUCAUUAUUCCCUCAAUUUAUGUUCAACCUUCGGCGUUCACAAUUUGUGCAGGUUUUCAACAACAGUCCUGAUGAGACUGCAUAUUUUCGUAUGUUGUUAAAUCGGGAGAAUAUCACCAAUGCAGCUGUCAUGAUUCAGCCAUCACUAAUAUCAUAUUCAUUCAAUUCACUACCUGCGCCAGCUCUGCUGGAUGUAGCUUCUGUUGCGGCAGACCGAAUUCUCUUGUUGGAUUCAUAUUUUAGUGUAGUCAUUUUCCAUGGAAUGACCAUAGCUCAAUGGCGUAACAUGGGAUACCAGAAUCAACCAGAACAUCAGGCAUUUGCUCAACUAUUGCAAGCUCCACAAGAUGAUGCUAAGAUGAUCAUUCGAGAGCGUUUCCCUGUCCCUAGAUUGGUUGUAUGCGACCAGCAUGGUUCCCAGGCAAGAUUCUUAUUAGCGAAAUUGAACCCAUCAGCUACAUACAACAAUGCACAUGAGAUGUCUGCAGGGUCUGACAUUAUAUUCACAGAUGAUGUAAGUCUCCAAGUUUUCUUUGAGCAUCUUCAGAGGCUGGCUGUGCAAUCUUGAGAGCAGUAAAAAGAGAGUAAGUGGACUCUACGACUAGUCCGGGAUUUGGUGUGGGGUGAUUCCAUCGGGCUUUCUAUCCACUCUUAUCCUCUUGUUUGAUUCAGUUUUUUUUCCUUUCUUUCCAUUGUAUUUAAAGAUGAGAGGACAGACAACAGACCCCGCAUUCUUUUGAGAAUAGGGGGGAAAAAAAAAAAAAAAAAAAAAAAGGCACAACAUUCUUUUGGGGGUGCUGGGGAGGUGUUUUACUUCCUUGAUGGAAAUAAGGGACACAAAAGAUGAGCUGAGUUUGAUUUAUUUAUGUAUACGUAUGGAAAGAAAGGUAUGAGAGGAAUGUAAGUGCAGAGGCUUCUCUGUUUCGGCAGGGGAGCUAGUUAGGAAGCAGAUACUUUUUGUCAGAAGAUUUUUACCAUUUUUUUUUUUUCUUCAACAACCAGGUCAGAAGUAUGUGUUUGUGUAUCAGAAUUUUCUUCUAAGUUAUAUAUACUCAUUGGUUGGUUCUUCCUGCUUCCUAGA
Molecule: messenger RNA, 3126 nt
Organism: Ziziphus jujuba (common jujube)
Lineage: Eukaryota; Viridiplantae; Streptophyta; Magnoliopsida; Rosales; Rhamnaceae
Product: protein transport protein SEC23 E
Exons: 12
Coding region: 274-2613 (779 amino acids)
Biological process (GO): COPII-coated vesicle budding; endoplasmic reticulum to Golgi vesicle-mediated transport; COPII-coated vesicle cargo loading
Cellular component (GO): endoplasmic reticulum exit site; COPII vesicle coat
Molecular function (GO): zinc ion binding; GTPase activator activity
Source: RefSeq, a predicted model, not a curated record